Molecule: messenger RNA, 2218 nt
Organism: Penaeus monodon (black tiger shrimp)
Lineage: Eukaryota; Metazoa; Arthropoda; Malacostraca; Decapoda; Penaeidae
Exons: 3
Coding region: 16-870 (284 amino acids)
Source: RefSeq, a predicted model, not a curated record
AUAUCAGCUAACACUAUGACGUUUUUCCAAAGUAUUUUUCUAAAGGUUUACCAUCUUCAAAUGUCGUGUCUUCGGCAGGUCACUUCCAUCCGGCAAGACUUCAACGACCUGCUCGAGGCUCUUCCGGAGGGCACGAUGGCCGGGUCCCCAGCGGCGGCCGCCCCCGGGGGAGAGCGCGCCCCGGCCUCGGAGGUGAUGAGCACGCCCCAGGCAACGCAGGAGAGCGAAGGGGGCGCCGCCCGGCAGGUGACGAGGGCCGCCCACGACCGUCAGGCGCAACGCCUGGCCGCCCUCGAGCGCCGGGCUGAUGACUUCGACUUCGCUCUUACACGAGCACAAAAGCAGUGGUCUGCCGCGAGCCCCGCGACGCGCUGCGAGGACCAGUUGGCGGAACUUAGCGAGACGGAGCGUCAGCUGGAGACACGCGUGGAGGCUGUCACGAGCGGCGUCGGCGAGGUCAGGCUCUCCUCCGUGCAGCUCCUGGCGGCGCUCGAAGCCUUAGAGGCCCGACUCGAGAAGGAGGUGUCCGAGGUGAAGCAGGAGGUGGCCAAGUUGGAGUUCAGCGGUGCUCAGUGGGCGGCCGACCACAAGGGUAACCUGGACGAGGCUCGCGUGGCCCUCGACGACGCCGCCGCCCUCAGGACCGACCUGGAGGCCGUCUCGCGACGCCUUGACCGCCUGACGCUCAAGACUGCCGGCCUCGAGAGCGGCAAAUUGGAGGGCCAAGUCUCGAGAGCUGAGUGCCGAACCAAGCACCUCGCCCUCGAGCUGAGAGUGAGCGAUGCCGUGGAGCGCCUGAGAGCAGUGGAGGAGCACGUUCAUCACCGGCCCUCGAGGUCUCCUGAGGGCCAGCCGGACGACGCCAGCUAGUCUCUUUCGCACACGUCGCUUGGAAAAGACAAGUGGGCCGGGCCGUGCCACCGUAGCGAGUAGAGCCCCGACCCUCCGCAGUCUGUCCCUCCGAGAAUCGAAGCCGCUGCCCAGGAAGGCCGCGCGAGGGGAAGGCUCGCAGGCCGCCGACGGCGCGCCGGGGCCUUCGGGCUGCCCCUCGCCUCCCGCACCUUCCCUCUCUCAGAUCUAGUCUACGCCUUGAUUAUUCCGCCCCAGGAUGCCCCCCCCCCCCCGCUCUAAUGUAGUGCCUAAGAAAACGUUUUGGUCAUCAUUUCCUAGUCAGAGGAGAAAAAACAUAUAUAGAAAUUUAAAUUUUAGAGAUUUGAAAUAAUAUCUUUCUAAUAUAAAUGAACUUUUCUCAAAGAUCGUUAUUUCAAAAUGUUGACAUUGCAUUAUUAUUAUUAUUAUUAUUAUUAUUAUUAUUAUUAUUAUUAUUAUUAUUAUUAUUAUUAUUAUUAUUAUUAUUAUUAUUAUUAUUAUUAUUAUUAUUAUUAUUAUUAUUAUUAUUAUUAUUGUUAUUAUUAUCAUCAUCAUCACCAUCAUCAUUUCUUAUAAUCAUUAUUUUUUGUUAUUGUUAUUAUUAUUAUUAUUAUUAUUUGAUGAUAAUGAGGAGGAGCUUAAUAGAUUUGAUGAUUAUCUUUAUCAUGAUUUAAUGCAUUAUGGUAUGGAUAUUGGUAAUAAUGAUAGGGAUAAUAAUGGUUAUUUAUGACGUUAGUUAAUAUAAUGCUGAUUAUGGUUAUAAUGAUUAUAAAAGUAAUGAUAAUAACAAUAACAACUAAAACAAUAACAGUGAUGAUCAUAAAAAGGAAUGAUGAUUUUCGUUACAUUAGUGUGAUAUCUUAUGUUUAAUUUCUUCACUGUGUAUGGAUAGUUUAGAUUCCUCUUUUUGAUCUUGAAACAACGAUUCUUCUGAAAGUGUCAAAGGUUCAUGUGAACGUUUAUGCUAGGAUUAAGAAACCCGAUUAUUCUUACCUAACUGUCAAUGUCAAACCAAGGUAUAGUCACGUACCAGUGUCUCCAUUGUCACGGUUGAAUGUUUGGUAAAAUGAGAAUGAGUCUGAACAGAGUUGUCUUUGACGAAGGCAGAACACGUGUGAAUGAGAGCGAAAAAUUCGACAAGGCAGCUGACUGGCGUCGCGAUGUGAUCCCUUCGUCAGGAAAAAAAGUGAUUCGGCCGAAGAUGAAGCGUCGUUCGCCAGUCGCCGCUCUCGUUCACGCCCAGACGCCCGGCCUCCGGGAAGGCCUCGAGCGUGUAAAUACUGUAAAUAUGCUCGUUUUUUGUACAGAAUAUUUUUAUAUGUUGAAUAAAUUGUACUCCAGUGGUUGA